AAAAAAAAUUUAGAAAUGGCGUCUUGUGAGUUGUCCUUUUCGCACCUUUUAGAGUUGUAAUUAUUUUUCUUCCAAAAACUGUGAAUGAACUUUAAAAACAUUAUAUAUUAGGUGAUCGCGCGUUUUAUAAAAAGAGUGUAUAGAAUUAAUUGAAUUAAAUUUUGAUACUUUAAAAGUGCAAUAAUGUCGGUCUGUGGGCGAGGCGUUAGUUUAACCCGCGAUAAUAUCCCGUUUAUUUUAUCAAACCAAGUGUUUUCCGCCACAUUAUCACAUAAUAUUGCUCUGUGCGCGUUCUAGUGCAAGUGCUUGUAGCAAUUAGUGAAAAUGGACAAGAAAAAUAAGAAGAAAACUGUGAUCAAACGUAAAAGUGAUGAAUCAGCUGAGGGGGAGAAAAGAAAGAUGGUGAACCGCGGUAAAGCUGAGGAGGAGAAGGAUAAGGUUGAGGUGGAGGUGAACCAGGUGGUGGAAGUGCCGGUGGAGCAGGCGCAACAGAUAGUCCACACUGGGCAGCUGGUCGAGGGUAACUUUGAGCAGCCUGUCUUUGUCAACAUGAAAGGGGAGCCGGUACAGCUUGGGCCUAACACGGUGAUUCUGUAUGAACAGAGUGGGAAUCCCUCAAACUUUGCGUUUGGAGGCAUGUGGACCAUGGACUCCUCGGGCAGGAUUGUGAUGGCGGAGACUAUUUAUGACGUCAAGGGAGAGCCGGAGGAGGAGAAUGGCACAUUUGUACAGAACACUACUGAAGUGAAUAAUCAACCUGUGGAUGAAUCCAACAACACGUACCAGCAGUUUGAGCUGAGCAACAACACACAAGUGGACAGCAGCCAGGAGUACGAGGUUGCCAUCAUCGAAAACCCUGGAGAUAAUGAAAGGUCUGAAAUGCAAGUGAUCACCACAGAGGCUCAGUUGGUUGCGGCCGGCCCAGCAGUGGCUCGCUGGCUCAACCAGAAGUAUGAUUUUGUUGUCAGGAAACUUCAACUCAAUUAUGAUGCGGGAGUGAAACUGUUACACUCUCCAUCGGGCAACAUCCAGUGCGUGUACUUCACCACGCCCAGUAUGCAGUUGGCCUUCAACGCUGUGCCACAGUUCCUGUGCAUCGAGACCGGCAUAGAGUUCAACAGCGCCGUGUCAAUGUCGGGCGUGCCGGCGGGCCUGAGCGUCAAGUACCACGUGACACUGUUCCUCGCUGAAGACGGCAAUGGGAAGUCGGUGGUUGUGAGCGCUGGUAUAUCGACGUUGAUCGGUGAAGACUUGACGUGGCUGCUGGAGACGUUCAAGUCGUGCAACCCCGCGUGGCGGCAGGUGCGCUGCGUGGUCUCCGACCCCACCAAGAGCCGCCAGGAGGUGUGCGCGGCGUUCCCCGCGGCGCACGUGUCGUGCUCGGUGUGGCAGGCGGCGCGCGCGGCCGGCCGGCUGGCGGCCGACUGCUCGCGGCGGGAGAGCGACGCGGCGCCCGGCGCCCCGCUGGCGGCGCUGGCGCCCGACGACGUGGCCGCGCGCUGCAAGACCUACGCGCUGGCGCUGCUGCGGGGCGACCACACCGCCGCGCAGCUGCAGGUGCUGAAACGCGGCAUCAUCGGCACGGGCGCCGGCACGCUGCGCCUGUGGGAGGUGCUGAUCCGUGCGGGCGGAGCCGUCUCCAAGCUGGACUCCUGGCUGGAGCCAGACAACUACACCAACAUACUGCACAAGGGUCUGGAGCGGCUGGUGGCGAAGUUCCAGAGUCUGGUGCGCAGCCAGAUGCAGCCGGAUGAGUUCGUGUCGCUGUUCUUCAACGUGGCCAACCAGCUCGAGGAUGAGCGGCGGAGCUUCGCCAUCGGCAGGCUGAGGGACACGGAGACGCUGAAGCAGUCGCCCACGGACACCAUCACGCAGUACGCGUACAACCUGAUGAGCCACCAGACCAAGCUGGCGCAGAAGUGUCUCGACGACCGCGCCGGCAGAAGGCACAGCAGCGCCGCCAUUUGCAAGUACGGCACGUCGACGCAGGAGUGCUCGUGCCUCUUCAGUAAGGUGUUCCGACUGCCGUGUCGGCAUAUACUGAUGCUGACCACCGAACUGAAGGUAAAAACGCACAUCCCAUUCGAGCCGCGCUGGACGGUGCAACACUGCUUGUUCGGCUGCGAGAACUCCACCAACACCGGCUCAGCCAAUAACAAUGGCGGUCAAGGCGGCAACUUCAUGGAGCAAGUGGUGGUGGAGUCGGACGGGCACCGGCAGACCAUACAGCAGCAGCCGCAGCAGAUUCACCAGGUCGGCGGCGUGAGGCAACAACAGUACGUGCUGGCGACGCCGGGUCAGCCCGCCACGCCCGUCUCGCAGGUGAUAUUCUGCGGCGGCGGUGUCGGCGGCGUCGGCGGUGUCGGCGGCGCGGCGCCGGUCAUCACGUCGGUGCUGCCGCCGGGCGGAGCAGUGCUGACCCCCCACCACUCCAUACAGCACUAGCGACCUUCCACUGGAUCUGAGGAGUUAGAACAUUGAAUAAAAUGGAUACAAGAAAAUUCCUCCCCUAGCACUUCCACCGGGUGGGUGUAGUCAACAAGUGGUCAAAUACUACUCACUGUGUUAUUCGGUAACUCAGUUGCUUUCGAUCAAUGAAAGUCACCAAAUUGACAUUUAGCAGUUUACUACAGGAUGGUUCUUAAUGGUUGAUUUGCUGCGCAAAAUGAUUUGGAAUAAUUAAGUCUUGAUAAAAUAUAGAAGGCGCACUUGUGAAAUAAGGUAACUAAAGUCCGGCCGCUCAGAAAUUGUUACUUCUAACUGGCGUACAAGGUGUUUGUCUUUGUAGUAUAAGACAAAAAAACGAGGCAAUAGAGAUGAGGACAGUUUUUUUUAAUCCUAUAUGCUAUAGGAGUAUGCUAAUUGUAAAGCAAUUUUGUAAAAGGAACAGGGUAUCUGCGAUCAUUACUUUCGGAGUUACGGGGAUUUAAAGGGUCAGAUUUGCGGCGCUGCCGCGGAUCCCUGAAAAACGCCCCAUACAAGAUGGCACGAUUUAGUGACGUCGUUGAUUGUAAAGAUCCUUAGAUUUGAAUGGACGUUCAAACAAAAUUGCAAAUAUCAUUGUUUAUUGUGCGUUUAUGUUUAUAGUUAACAUUGAAAAAUGUCACGUUUAAUGUAAGGAAGCUGAAAAUGUAUGAAUUUUCAUCUAAUUACGAUAAAAGAUUAUCUCAUUUUGCAAAUAUCCAGACCAUCUUUGUUUUUUACAUAUUAAUAAAUUAAUAUUGACCUUAUUUACCCGAAUGUCUAAUAUAAAUAUAUUCAAACCUAGUCAUCAUCCCCGUUGAAUAUGUUUGUCCCAUUUAAUCAGAAACGCAAUCUCUGAGCGGUCGGACUUUAAUACUACGUGAAAGUAGGCGUAGUCUCUUCUGUCUAAUUCCAACCGAUGUGAGAGAUUGAUGUGCUUUCAGUUGGUUGGUUUUAAUUAAAACAAUUAUUUCGUAGCGGAAGAUUAAUCAAUAAAAAUCACCCUGUAUAUGUAAAUUAGAAAAGAAUACACCAAGUUGGUGUCAAACAUUGUUUUUGUAUUACAAAAUAAAAUUGUUGUUGGAAAAUUUAUGUUAAUUUGAUUAGUAUUAAUUUAGAUUGUUAAAAUCUAUGAUUAGUAUUAAUUUAAAUCUAUAAAAAUAAUUGUUCUACAAAAAAGGACUAAUUAUUUAACCAAAUAAAUGACAUAGGUCUGACCCUUAAGACAAUCAUUCAAAGUUUGAAUCAAAACAAAGUUGGUCGUGAGUGCGCGCCCUUAUAGGUAUUUGUAAAUAAUGGUAUACUGAAUCUAUUUUAACUAUAUUAUGUUUUAUAUAAUAUAUAUUAGUAAAUAUUUUUAAAGUUGAAGAGAUUUUAUGUAUUUAAGAUUUUUUUUUUAAUAAUAGGACACACUUUUUUAAAAAAAUACCUAAAACGGUAUAUUUUUUAUAUCCUUGAAGAGCACUGUUUUACUGUAUCUUAAAUUGUUUUUUUGUAUAAUAUUUGGGUUUGCGAAAUUUUAUGAAUGUAAAAUAACAACUGAAUGAGUAACGCUAAAAAAAUGUCAUCUGCCAUAAUGGUUUACUAAGAUGAUGCGAUGAGAUGUAAUUUUUUUAGCGUAUUUUUAUUAAACAUAAGCUGUGAUAGUCCAGUGGAUAUGACCUGGAGUGUGUGGGUUCGAAUCCGGUCCGGGCAUGCACCUCCAGCUUUUCAGUUGUGUGCAUUUUAAGAAAUUAAAUAUCACGUGUCUCAAACGGUGAAGGAAAUAAAUCGUGAGAAAACCUGCAUGCCAGAGAAUUUUCUCAAUUCCGUGAAGUCUGCCAAUCCGCAUUUUGAGAGAAGACUCGUGCUCAACAGUGAGCAGAAUGGGUAAAAUAGUCUAUUUUUGAUUAUUUCUUUCGAACAUACAAUUUCUGGACAUCGCAGAAAUAUGACGUCAAUACACUUUUAAAAUAUUUUUUUUAAAUACAUAACGAUUUUAAUGUGGUUUUCAACAUAAACGAUAGAUAAAGCUUGGCUAAUGGAAACAGAGACUAAAUUCGCCCUACAAAAAAAAUGCCAAGGUAUUCUCACACUUAUAGUGCAAAUAUUGGAAUAACCAAGUUUGAUACUUGCAAUAUAAUUAUUUUCAUAUAGUUAGUAAUAUUUUCAUUUCACACAUAUGCGUUUUUUUUAAUAAACAUCAUUAGAAUUUGAUUUUUGCCACGAUAUUUCAGUCUAUAUUUUCAGUAGCCAACCUUUAGAGAAGUUUUAUGUCUGUAUAAAAAAAACACUUGGUUCUGGUUUAAAAGCGAAGUCGCGGGCGUUUGCUAAUAAUUUUAUGAAGGUGCUAUAUGACGCUUAUUAUUUCGAUUUGGGACUGAUUGGGUGUAACUUACAAACUCUUCAACUUUAUAAUAUUAGUUAAAAUGUGCCGCAGCCGUAUGGUAAAACUUGUAAAAAAAAAUGGCGGAUUGCAAUGUGGCUUUUCAAUCCGGCGCGCCAUUUUGUAAUAGAGCGUUGUGAUACGGCUGCGACGCCGACGCGACGUGUAGACGAAUUCGGAGGAAACCUUGCGACAGCAGGUGUAGUGUAUGUAACUUAUUAUUAGAUCUUAAUUAUGUAGCCUAAUGUUUUAUAAAUAUUGUACGUAAUAAAUUUCUUCGAAGUUGUU
Molecule: messenger RNA, 5116 nt
Organism: Bicyclus anynana (squinting bush brown)
Lineage: Eukaryota; Metazoa; Arthropoda; Insecta; Lepidoptera; Nymphalidae
Exons: 17
Coding region: 325-2445 (706 amino acids)
Molecular function (GO): zinc ion binding
Source: RefSeq, a predicted model, not a curated record